AGAUUAUAAACAAUAACAAAAUCUGUGCAAAUGAUACAAAUAUAAAAAAGGCAUAAAAAGCAACAAUAAAGCAACUGCGGAACGCACGCGAUCUCAGCCUGAGAGCUAAGAACGCUGAUACAUGGCUGAGAGUGAGGACGGUGUUGUUGGCAUUUGAAGCAGUUACGAAGACGAACAACUUCUUCGAUCGUCAAUGUUUUGUGACUGUUGGUUCAGCAGUGUAGCAGCUGUGCGGCAGCCUUGGACCAAACAGCCGAGUUGGUUGUCACCGUGCUCUGUUCCACCACGAGUGGACCUAUUGCGUUUGACGCAGCGUUUGUCACUGUGUCUGUGUGAUCGAAAUUUUCAGAAACAAUACAGCAAGAAAAGCUAGAUAAGCCUUGUGGUUAGUGAAACUUGUUGCGACGGCACCGGAUCAGAAAAGAAAAUUUUAAAUCUGUGGUGUGAGCCAUGGGUGACCAAUGGGUUGGAUGCGUUGUUGUCGUCGAGUGCGGAGACAUCCUUGGCACGUACCAAGGCAAGAUCGAAAGUGUCGAUACAGACAAGCAGCAGAUCAUACUGUCGCAAGCAUCUCGAAAUGGUGUCAAGUGUCACGUUCCACAAGUCACCAUCUGUGCUCAGGACAUUGUGGAUUUGAACAUCAUCAAAUCAUCUGAUGGUAGCUGCAGUGAAUCACCAGUCGUGUUGCAAGAAGUCAAUGGCGCUCGGAAAGAUGCCAAGAAGAAGGUCGUGGUCACUCCUAAGAAAGCCGAGGGGCCACGGAGGGCUAUGACAGCUGCCAUGAGGUGUCGUGACGACGCCUGUUUUAGUGCUCCUGUUGACGCCGCCGUGCUGGAGCAGGACUUUGACUUUGAGAAGAACCUGGCCCUGUUUGACAAGCGGGCAGUGUUUAACGAGAUUGAUGCUGCACUCUCGCGGCCUGCACCAUGCAAUGACUACUCGGCUCUGGCCAGCAAGUCUGGGCAUAUGGUGUGCACGCCACCCAGCUACCGCUGUGACGAAAACAUCUUGGGUGGCAGUGCACUGGAGUCCAUGUGCCGUAUCCGAGUGCCUGGCAAGCAGGAGAUGAAUUACGUAACUGACACGGGGCUGCUAGUGCCAAGUGUGAGUCUGCAGCUACGCCAACAGAUCCUGGAGGCUGCUGUACAGUGUGGCUACAGCGCAGAGCGACAGCUGGAGAUGAUUGGCCGUGCUGCAUCAGAGAUGGUGCUGCAGCUGCUUGGUGGUUGCCGCCGGCUAAAUCCAGCCAACAGCCACCAGCGCCCCACAGUGGUGCUGGUGUGUGGGGGCCACCGGCAAGGCAGCCAGGUGGUGUGCUGUGGUCGGCAGCUGGCCAAUCAUGGCGUCGAGGUGAUACUCUGGCAGCUACCUCUACUGGCUGGUGGCUUGGCUCCUGUCGACUCGCUGUUCUCAGCCGAGAUGGCUCUGUUCCGCAGAAGUGGGGGAAAAGUGCGACUUACUAUAGCAGAGCUUUCCAGUAGCAGAGUGGACAUGGUGCUGGCAAGUCUGGACUCUGUAGACGGUGUGAGCCGAGCCGAUCCGACGGCGGUUGCGACCAUGGCAAACUGGAUUAACCAAAGUAAAGCUCCGGUGCUGUGGGUUGACCCGCCACCAAAUGGCAGCACAGUUACACCAACUCCCCAGUGGGUGCUCAUGCCCCUCCUUCCCCUGGCAAUGGAUGAACGCAUUGUCGCCUCGACGGGUCUCUACUUAUGCGACGUUGGCGUGCCCUGUCGCGUCUUCCGCGAUUUGGGUGUUCAGUACGCAUCUCCCUUCGGAUCAAAGUUUGUGGUAGUGCUCCACGCGAAAAAGCCGUGAUAGCUCAGCAAGCAUGUCACUUUGCACAAGCUGCUGAGGUACGUUACUCUUCAGGUAUAAGGAACUGCUCAGUCGUCGUGUCACUCAUGAAAAAAAAAAGUGACAUUGGAGAGUGAGGCUAAAGAAGAAAAGUGAGACGAAGGAUGAACUACCGGAACAGACAGUGAUGAAUGCGAGUGAUUGAGCGUGCUGACCUCCUCCCAUUUUUUUUUCUUUCUUUAUUAUAUAUUUUUUUAAUAUUUUUAUGUGAUUGUGUCUGUGGGGAGGCUGUUUGUGUGCUGUAUUGUAUUGACUCUCGAACUGCUGCUGUGUACAUUCAGGUAUAAGUGUUCUUUUGCAGUUUGGUAAAAUUAUGUGUUUUGCUUUCAGUGACUUGUGAAGGAUGUGGAUACAUUAACAGCAAACAAAUGUGCUCAAAAUGUAGCAUCAUACUUGAACUGACAUAAAAACCAGUGAUUAGGUCACAAAUGCAGGAGACAAGGAGUACAGUACCAAUUGCUGCCCCGAACUAAGAUGCUGACCUUGAACCUGAUGAGAAAAAAAAAAGGGUUGGUAGUUAACAGACUAAAACUUUGAAAGAAAAUCUCUAGCUGCAGGAUAUUUUCAUUAUUAUAAUUGGCAUUGACAUCUCUGCAAGAAAAAAAUCAGCUGCCAAUGCUUUUGUUACUAUGAGUAAUUUCUCGGUCGACUUGUAAACUUCAUUACCGAAAUUUCCCUUGGUGAGCUUCUGUGUCAACGUAUUAACUACUGUAGACCAACAGACUGAAACUCUGCCUUUGGGGAAGAGAGGAAGGUGAAAAAGAAUAUAAAUCUAUUAAGUACCAGUAUUGAGAUUUCAUAAAAAUUUCUUUUACUUUCUAGUUGCAUGGCUCACUCCUCAAAAUUCCCCAGUGAUGUUGAUAGCUGUACUGGCUCUCAUCACACGUUGACCACAAGAGAAGAGAUGACAUGUUAAAGGAAUGGCUGCAGCUCUGACAUGAUUUGGCAUUUAUAGAAGUCAUUCUAAGGACAAAUUUUUAAUCAGAUUGAGCACAGUGGUCUCGUUCACACCACUGUCUUGCAAGGGAUCUUUCUUGGAACCUUGUUACCUGUGUUCUUUUGGGAUUGGUGAUAUAAUUAAUUGUUUGGACCUAGGUUGCUGUUUCGUUUCAAAAUGAGUGAAACUUUGCAUCAAACUUGGGCUGUUACUGGUGCUUUCAGCAAGCCCAUGCUUUGUCACCAUGGCUUAUUGUUUGUCUGUCAUCGCAUGUUGAUUGCUAAACUGUUUCGAGUCAUUUUUGACUUCCUGUUAUUUACAUGUGCUUGUAUGUGGACGGCAAAGCACUGCUUGGUAUGUUCCUGCUGUAGUCCAGCGUACUCAGAGUUCACCAAGUAGUGGAAGUGGAAAGCCACAGGGUCUUAACUUUGUUUGCUGAAGAAACGGCAUCUUAUGUUUGGCUAUUCUCUGUCAUCACCCUUGUUUAUUUUGCUAUAGAAUACGCAAGGUUUCGUGAUUCUUAUGUAAGCUCUACAUUCCUUUGUUUGAGUUGCUUUUGUUUCAGCUGAGGUAUGCAGUUUGAGUGCCUGUAUACCAUUACACUUAGUUUUCUGUAAGCAUUGGUACUGGUAUCAUAAUAGGUAUAGUGUUACUAAAGUACAGAAAAGAAGCCUGAUGCAUCUAGUUCUUUUGCUGCCCUAACAUGAUGCAUUGUAAAUGCGUGCUUGUACCUCUGUAUAAGAGGCUGCAAACUCAAAAGUAGCAUGUGAUUAAAACUGUGAUGAGGUAUACUUUAGCAUUUGUUAACAAUAACAUUCAAGCAUCAACCAGGUGGUUAGUAGGUGCCUUCUGCAUGAUCUCUCAUUGCAUGUCUGCUUGGCUGCUUUGCAAGAAGGGUCCAGUGCCUGUUGCCGCUCUGUGCUUAGUCUUCAUUCAUUGCUUUUCUGAAGCAACUGAGAACAAGUGAGCUACCACAUGGUGCCAUUAGGGCUUUAGUGCUAAACUUAAUACUUCGUGAUUUGCGUUUUCGAUUCAGUUGUGCUAUUUAAUGGUGACUCUUGAGAAAAGUUGAAAAAAAAAAAAUUUAAGCAUGUCAAGUAGCAUGCUGUAUUAAAUUAUGAAGGAAGCAGACAUCGGUGGAAAUGUGACUGGUGUUGGUUCCAUCUCACAAAAUAAAGCUGAGAACAUUCGCAUUGUCCUGUGCUUUGUGUGCGCAUGUGCUGACUUCAGUUGACCUUGCUGCCUUGCUCUUCAUUGAGGUGCUGCUUACUUGCUGGUUGAUGCUUGCUUGUUAUUCUUAAGAGAUUGGAAGGUGUGAGCCAUGUGCAGUGCAUGACACAUUGUGGAGGACGUGUAGUAUUCAUGCGAAGACAGGUUCUCAUUUCAAUUAAUUUUUUGAGCCAUGGUGACUAAUGUGAUGCAUUGAGUAAAUAUCUAUCGAAAAAGAGUGCUCUAGAGGCCUUCGUGUUUAAGUUCGGCUGCUUUCAUGCUGCUUACAUGUUUCCUCUAAGUAUGUGAGCAUUGUACAGAGUUUAGACGUAUUUUGCAAACAUAACUCUGGUAAGUUUCAUCUGUCAUAUCAUAUGGUGUGUGUGUUCUCAUAAGUUCGGCACAAGUCAAAUAUCCACUGUGGGAGAAAGUGCAUUGUCAUCAUUUAUGUCAUGAGUUGGAGAUUUCGAAUGACUGGGAGAUCAUAAACUGUCAUAAUGCUGAUAGCGCUGACUGUCAGUGAGCAGCUUGACAGGCAUACCUGCCUGCACACCUUGCUGUGACAGUCAGCAGACAGCUGUGUACAUCCUUUUUUUUUUUUCCCAACUGUGCUUCUGUUUGUCAUGAAGACUCAUAAAGUGUGUUGUGUUAGUAUCAGGCCGAGAUUUAAAGGUACAUAUGGUGGAGAAGAGACAGGUUUCAUUCUUAUUUAUCUUUGCAGACAUGAAGAUCUUUCUAUGGCAUUUUUUUUUUUUAAUGCAAAUACUGGCAGGGUCUUUCAUUUGCUGAAUAUAACACCAUUUGCAAUAUGUGUUCACUUUUCUCAUGUGACGCUCAUAUAUGGAAACGCCUGUACUUCCACUUUGCAGCAUUGAUCUCAUUAACAGUGUGCCAAGCCUCACAGCAGUCCAUGUCACAGUAAUUUCUUUGGCAAUUGUGGUACGGUGUUUCUCUGUUUUGGCACUUAAAUCCGAGGCUCAAGAGGCAAGUUCUGGGACAGGUAUAGUCCCUGGCAUUUUUUUGGUGCUAUCAUGAAAUGCAAAAUGGUUGGGUACAAUAGUAUGAAUUGUUUUGAGUAUAUAAAAUAAAUGCUCUCUGAAUACAAAGCUCUAUAAGAUAGCAAUAGAAUGGUUACUUGCUAGAACUAAAGCAGGGUGGAGCCUCGGUUUUGUGCAUUUGGGCACUUGUCAUCGUGAGGGCCGGCAAAGACAACGCUUCCCUGUCGACACGUCAGCACCUAGAGCGGACAGCAUUCUUGUUCAGCAUUGGCUCUAAUGAAGAACUUUCUUUUUCAAUUGCACUCAAUUAGAGAACUUGCUGAAGAAUGCCAUUGUACUACUUUUUUUUCUUCCUGAAGCAGACUAGCAUUCUGAGAAUGGUGAAGCAAGUUCUUGAAGCAGUUUUUUUUUUAAUUUUUUUUUAAUUUCUAGUCUUCUUUUGGUGGCACCAAGCCAGGAAAUUUAUAUAUAUUUUUUUGUGCCUGUUGUAAUGUUACUUUGGGUGUCAUUAGCUGUUAAUUUGUCUUCUCAGUUUGGUGACCUGCUUUUCAUCAGAAGUACUGGUGCAUUAAUUCACAUUAUGUCUGGUAUAUGCAUUUUCUUUCCCUUUUUUGUUUGGACUUGGAAGUGCUGAAAAGAUAAUUGAGAAAGGCAUACCUACUACUGAUGCACUGACACAAACUACACUAUUCACUAUUAAAUAUAGCCAAAUGAUCAUUUCGGUAGCUUUUGACACAAUUGUGAGAAAAAAAAAUAAAGUAACAGGAUACAGGCUGUUAUGGUCACCUCACUUCACGUGUCGUUGCCUUUUGCUGUCAUCAGGUUUCAAAUUUUCAGUUGAUUAUCUCUCCGGUUAAAAGAAUGCACAAAGGAGCUCUUUGUCUCCACUAGUUAAUUUCACCAAUAACUUUUUCAACAAGUUAUUUGUGGGCAGUGUAUUGUAAACUAUUGGGCUCAGUUGAACUGUUAACGUAAUGUUUUUCAUACAACCAGUACAUCCUAUGGGAUUGUGGUUGGCGUACUACUGUAAUAAUUCUGAGAGGGGCCCUAGUAUGUCUGGAUUCAUGACGAGGCCAAUGGGAUGUAAAUGGUAAAAGUAUGUACAUACAGGGCGACCACACUUCUGCAUGGGGUAAAAUUGGUACUGUUUGGCUUUUGUCCUGGUUCUGCAGGGUUGCCCAUGGUAUGUUUGCGACAGAAACUUGUCGGCAAAUCAAGUGUAAUCUCAUGUUCAGUUUCCUUAGAUGCUGAGAAUAAGCAUUGUGAUCAAAUAUUCGAUGGAAGCAUUGGGUUAAAUAGCUUGUGGCUCUGGUAUCAUGCAUCAGUUGGCUGCAUAAUAAAAAUUUAAAAGAGCACCAUGG
Messenger RNA from Dermacentor silvarum, 6362 nucleotides. It is a transcript of the gene Edc3, whose product is annotated as enhancer of mRNA-decapping protein 3. Bases 451 to 1818 code for a protein of 455 amino acids. The transcript has 6 exons. Gene Ontology annotation, cellular component: P-body. Lineage: Eukaryota; Metazoa; Arthropoda; Arachnida; Ixodida; Ixodidae. Gene Ontology annotation, molecular function: mRNA binding. The record is from RefSeq and is a predicted model, not a curated record. Gene Ontology annotation, biological process: deadenylation-independent decapping of nuclear-transcribed mRNA; P-body assembly.